Molecule: messenger RNA, 998 nt
Organism: Neofelis nebulosa (Clouded leopard)
Lineage: Eukaryota; Metazoa; Chordata; Mammalia; Carnivora; Felidae
Gene: SYCE2
Product: synaptonemal complex central element protein 2
Exons: 5
Coding region: 182-871 (229 amino acids)
Biological process (GO): synaptonemal complex assembly
Cellular component (GO): central element
Source: RefSeq, a predicted model, not a curated record
GACUGGGAACGGCCGAGAUCUCGGGCUUCCCUGGAGGACCAGAACCCGGCCGCUUGCCCCCUACCGUCGAGGCCACGCCUCGCCCGGCCGGGCCCCGAUUUCUUGACUGACUGACCGGGCCCUGACUGACGGACGGGGGGGCUGUGUGGCUGACACGGGCCGGAAGGACAGACUUCCACGCAUGGCGCGUGGCAGGAGCAGGGUAGAGAAAGUCUCAGACACCCAGGCGCCGCACCCUUUUCUUUUCUACUUUUUCCCCUGCCUCUUCUCCUUCCUCGAAGGACUCGAGCCAGCACACACACCCCCAGUGGACCUGCCCCACGUAGAGUGCAAGGACCCAGAGCCACAGCCGCUGGGGGACAGCAAGGAGCGGCAGCAGGACGAGGAGAGCCGCGAAGAGGAAGCCGGUCGGGGGCCAGCCAGAAGUCAGGUUUCUAGCCCCUCUAUCGCCACCUCCAGUGCCAACCGCCAGCUGAUGAUGCUAGAAGGGAAGUCAGGACCCUACUUUUCCUCUCUGGACUUGAGCAUCGACAUCCUGAAGAAGAGGGCCCAGGACCUGAUUGAAAACAUCAACGAGAGCAGGCAGAAGGACCAUGCACUCAUGACCAACUUCAGGGACAGCCUCAAGAUCAAGGUUUCAGACCUGACAGAGAAGCUAGAAGAGAGGAUGUAUCAGAUUUACAAUCACCACAACAAGAUCAUUCAGGAAAAGCUCCAAGAGUUCACCCAGAAAAUGGCAAAGAUCAGCCAUUUGGAGACAGAGCUCAAACAAGUGUGCCACACCGUGGAGACAGUGUACAAAGAUCUGUGCAUCCAGCCUGAGGCUAUUACUGCAGAAGAAGAACAAACCCACAGAGAUGGUGAGAGCUGACAGCUUCUGGGAGAGUCCCCGCUUAGGCUCAGAGGCCACCAUUCAGGCCAUGCUGAGAAAAUUGUUUUUCACAGUUCUGUAAGGCAUCUUGGCAAAAAAUGAAAUAAAAUAAAAUAAUCCAAAAGUC